Molecule: messenger RNA, 1866 nt
Organism: Selaginella moellendorffii
Lineage: Eukaryota; Viridiplantae; Streptophyta; Lycopodiopsida; Selaginellales; Selaginellaceae
Exons: 6
Coding region: 164-1585 (473 amino acids)
Source: RefSeq, a predicted model, not a curated record
UGAUCGAUCGGGGCGGCCCCAUCGCCCUCGCACCGAACGAUUCGCGCCAUGGAUCUGAGCAGCGCGCCGCUCUAAAUUGCGGAAAGGAUAACGGAUCUCUCCUCGCAUUCAAUGCGCGGGCGAUGAGGAAAAAGUAUUUUAGGGUUCUUGGGAGAUUUAGCCCAUGGGCAGCUGGCACUGGCGAUGGCGAAGCGCCAGCUUCAGUGGCAGUGGCGCUGGCAGCGGCGGCAAGGAUCUGAGGAGAAUGCGCAGCGAGAUUGGCAGAUUUAUGCACAGGAAGAGCUUGGUGAGAGCGAUGUUUGCCGUGGGCGUGGCCUGGGCGCUGUUCGUGCUUGUGAUUUGGGGAAUGCUGCUGGUCGCUUGUGGAUCUGUGUCGAUCACGGUGGAAUCUGCCGGCCAAUGCAAGAAGAAGAGCCAGACUUUCCAGUUUUUGGACGCGUGGGGAUUCAUUCCAAAGCCAAUUCACCGAUGCUCUAUACCGGUUGCUAGAAAUCCACAGUUCGUGCAAAUUCCAUCGUUCCGGCAUGACAGUUCUAUACUCCGAAAGCUCACAUACAUCACAAACGAUAGAGUUGCCGAGGCUGAUCAAAGCAAGCGUCCACUAUUUGGCGGCUAUCAGACAUGGAAGGAGAGAGACGAGAGUUUUAAGAUCAAACCAGCAAUGCAGGUUCAUUGUGGAUUCAUGAAUAAUUCUGGGGGUGACAUUCAUCCACGGGACAAGACAUAUCUCAAGAGGUGUGAAUUUGUGGUUGCCUCAGGAAUUUUUGACGGCUACGACAUGCCUCACCAGCCUUCCAACCUGAGCGACGCCUCUCGAUCGCUCUUUUGCUUCGCCAUGGUGGUGGACGAGAUCUCUCUGGACAGCAUCAAGGCCGAGGGCUUGCUCACCGAGGACGACAAAGGAGGGAGGUGGUCAGGCAUCUGGCGGCUAGUUCUUCUCAAGAACUUGCCGUAUGACGAGCCUCGCCGGAACGGCAAGGUACCCAAGCUCCUCACUCACAGGAUCUUUCCAGCGGCGAAGUAUAGCAUCUGGAUCGAUGGAAAGAUGGAGCUGGUCGUGGACCCAAUUCUCAUACUUGAGAGAUAUCUCUGGCGAGGCGGGCAUAAGUUCGCCAUCGCUCGACACAAACACCACAAGAGCAUUUACGAAGAGGCCGAUGCCAACAAGCGGAGGAAGAGAUACGCGAGGCCGCUGAUAGACAAACACAUGGAGAUCUACAAGCGCGAAGGCAUGCAACCAUGGAGCAAAGCCAAGCUCCCAGUUCUUAGCGAUGUUCCAGAGGGAGCAGUGAUCAUCCGCGAGCACACUCCACUCACGAACUUGUUCUGCUGCCUGUGGUUCAACGAGGUGAACCGAUUCACGCCGCGCGACCAGCUGAGCUUCGGCUACGUUGUCCACCGAUUGAACGGCUCCUUCCCCUUGUUCAUGUUCCCAAACUGCGAGUACAACGCGCUCUUCGUCCUCCACAAGCACACGCGCGAGCACUCGUCCAAGGUGGAAUGGGUGAAGACGCUGGACGAGCUCAAGGACGAGAGCAUCGCGUUCGAGACGAGGGCCGGGCUGGGCUUGCUCGGGGAUCGUUGACCGCCCGUUGGCCGACCGUUAAUCGCAGCCGGAAUCCAACGGCUGCGAUAACCAUAUAAAAUCGUCUAGGGGGGGAUUUCUAGGGUUCUAACACAAAAUGGAAGAGGAGGUAAAUGACGCUCGUGACAGGAGAGAGAGAGUGAUGAGAGAUCCAUUCUUUCUGUCAGAGCUAGAUGUCAUAGUACAAAAGCCUAGAUCACGCGUGUUGGAUGGAGGAGCGAGGCUAGCGCUUGAAAAUGUGCCCAGGUCUAGGCAUAUGCAAACGGAUUCACAGUACAUCA